This is a messenger RNA of Arabis nemorensis, 1728 nucleotides long. Lineage: Eukaryota; Viridiplantae; Streptophyta; Magnoliopsida; Brassicales; Brassicaceae. The record is from the annotation of a GenBank genome assembly.
AUGUUGGAAAAGGUUGAGACUUUCGACAUGAACAGAGUAAUCGAAGAAUUCGAUGAAAUGACAAGAAACGCAGAUCAAGUCCAGAGACAAACUUUGAAAGAGAUUCUUCUCAAGAACAAAUCAGCCAUUUACUUACAAAACUAUGGAAUCAAUGGAAACACAACAGACCCUGAAGCUUUCACAUCAUUGGUUCCAUUAGUCACUGAUGCUGAAUUAGAGCCUUACAUCAAAAGAAUGGUGGAUGGUGAUACCUCUCCUAUUCUUACUGGCCAACCUGUUCCUGCCAUUUCCUUAAGCUCUGGAACUAGUCAAGGUCGUCCAAAGUUUAUUCCUUUCACUGAUGAAUUAAUGGAGGACACAUUACAACUGUUUCGCACUGCUUUUGCCUUCAGAAACAGAGACUUUCCAAUUGAUGCAAAUGGGAAAGCUUUGCAAUUUAUCUUCAGCAGUAAGCAGUAUGUAUCCGAAGGCGGUGUUCUGAUUGGUACCGCAACAACGAAUGUGUACCGGAACCCGAAUUUCAAAAUCGGGAUGAAAUCAAUACAGUCUCCUUGUUGUAGUCCUGACGAAGUUAUCUUUAGUCCUGAUGUCCAUCAAGCAUUGUAUUGUCAUCUCUUAUCAGGGAUUCUCUUUAGAGACCAAGUUCAAUAUGUCUUUGCCUCUUUCGCUCACGGUCUAGUUCACGCGUUUAGAACAUUUGAACAGGUUUGGGAAGAGAUGGUCACCGAUAUUAAAGACGGUGUCUUAAGCAGCCGUAUCACUGUCUCAUCAGUCCGUACUGCAAUGUCGAAGCUGCUCACACCUAACCCUGAGCUAGCCGAGACAAUCCACACCAUAUGUAUGAGUUUGAGCAAUUGGUACGGACUAAUCCCCGCGCUUUUCCCGAAUGCAAAGUAUGUUUACGGGAUCUUGACUGGCUCGAUGGAACCGUACGUGAAGAAGGUGAGACAUUACGCGGGAGAUCUACCUCUUGUGAGUCAUGACUACGGUAGCUCAGAAGGAUGGAUUGCUGCUAAUGUUACCCCGAGAUUGUCUCCAGAGGAAGCUACAUUUGCUGUGAUCCCGAAUCUCGGUUAUUUCGAGUUUCUCUCUGUUUCUGAAACAGAGGAAGGAGAGCAGAAACCGGUUGGUUUAACUGAAGUCAAAAUCGGAGAAGAGUACGAGGUGAUCGUCACAAAUUACGCAGGGUUGUAUCGAUACCGGCUUGGAGAUGUGGUAAAGGUCAUUGGUUUCUAUAACAAAACUCCUCAACUAAAAUUCAUAUGCAGGAGAAACCUAAUUCUCUCGAUCAACAUCGAUAAGAACACGGAGAGAGACCUUCAGCUUUCAGUAGAAUCCGCGGCAAAGAGACUCUCUGAAGAAAAGAUUGAAGUCAUAGACUUCUCUAGCCAUGUCGAUGUCUCGACAGAUCCUGGACAUUACGUUAUAUUCUGGGAGAUUUCAGGAGAAACAAACGAAGAUGUUCUUCAAGAUUGUUGUAACUGUUUAGACCGAGGAUUCAUGGAUGCGGGCUAUAUGAGUUCUCGAAAAUGCAAGACGAUUGGAGCUUUAGAGCUUAGAGUUGUCGAAAAGGGAACAUUCAGGAAGGUUCAAGAACAUUUUCUUGGCCUUGGUUCGUCUGCUGGACAGUUUAAGAUGCCAAGAUGUGUGAAGCCAAGUAAUGUUAAGGUUCUGCAAAUUCUGUCUGAGAAUGUGGUGAGUAAGUUCUUCAGUACAGCUUUUGAAUGA